UGACAACAAGAGGUGAUCAAAGAUUGCAAGUUAUUUUGGGACAUCUUCCUAAAACACAAAAUUCCAACCAUCUGAGAGGCAAGAAUGUGCACCUUGCUCCAACAAGCAGUACCUAUCCCAGUACAGGCACACACAAGAGGUUCAAAUACACGCUAGACUCAGGAAGCAAGCUCAGUCAGAAGGACAGAGAGUUUUAUGAAGAGAAUGGCUUCUUUGUUGUGAAGAACCUGGUGUCUCCUGAUGAGAUUGACCGAUUCAGACAGAGGUUCCAAGAAAUCUGUGUUCAGUAUGAACAAGGUGUUCGUCCAGCAGGUAUGACUAUCAUGAAAGAUGUCUCCAUUGCCAAGUCCGAGUUUGUAAAUGGCGAAGGUGCAAUCAACAAGAUCCAAGACUUCCAAUAUGAUGAGACACUCUUCAAGUACUGCUGUGACAAUAGGGUGACAGAUUAUGUGGAGUGUUUUACUGGUCCUGACGUUAUGGCGAUGCACACUAUGUUGAUCAAUAAACCACCGGACCCAGGCUCCAAGACGUCUCGCCACCCCAUGCAUCAGGACCUCCAUUACUUCCCGUUCAGACCCGCUGAUCGCAUCGUCUGCUCUUGGACCGCCAUGGAGAAGGUUCACCCUGGGAAUGGAUGUCUAGUCGUUAUACCUGGCACUCACAAGGGGGAGCUGCUGCCUCAUGAUUAUCCAAAAUGGGAGGGUGGGGUGAACAAGAUGUACCAUGGUAUCCAUGACUACAACCCCGACGAUCCACGUAUCCACCUCGAGAUGGAAAAAGGGGAUACUGUGUUUUUUCACCCAUUGCUGAUACAUGGGUCAGGUGCUAACAAGACCAGUGGCUUUAGAAAGGCCAUCUCUUGCCACUAUGCAGGCUCAGCAUGUGAAUACUUCCCAGUCAAAGGAACAACCCAAGAGAGCCUCGCCCAGGAGAUCAUUGCAGUGGCGAGGAGACGUCUUGGUGACCCGAAUGCUGAGAUCCGGUAUGAGGACAUCUGGAAGCUGCGUGGACGUCUUGUGAAAGGGAGAGAGAUUAACCUGUAGCCAUGGUAAAUAAGACAGAAGAUGAACUCCACAAUCAUUUGUAGCAGAGUAUUUACCAACAGACUACUGCUGAUUGAUACUGCUGCUAUUGUCUUCUAAUUGUCCCAGUGAUUGCAAUUGGAAGCCUGUUUUGGGGUGAACGACUCCGCUUCUUUCUCUCCUUCAUUGAUUGAGAACUUUGUGUUCAGUGAACUUAGAUCUUGAUUGAGAACAUUAGUAGGCAUGGGACAACAGUUCUGGUAAUCAGAUCAUCUGAUAAGAUCUGCAACAAAUUGUCACAUUAAUUAAAUACAGCCAUUGCCAGUAUAGAAAGGCUAAAGGACAUUCAAGUAACUGGCUGUGUGGAUGAGACCAGGCGGCUUCUCCUUAAAGUGACACUUGAUGUGCCAAAUAUAAUUCUGUGAUGUAUUUUUUUAAUGACUAGGCCAAACAAUCAUGGGAUCUGUAAAGUGCAGAUCACUACAGAGUAUAAGUGUGUAUUGAAUGAAAGUGAUAUGUAAUAAUUUUGAUAAUUUGUUAAUAAAUGAUUUAUAAAUGA
Molecule: messenger RNA, 1581 nt
Organism: Lineus longissimus
Lineage: Eukaryota; Metazoa; Nemertea; Pilidiophora; Heteronemertea; Lineidae
Product: phytanoyl-CoA dioxygenase, peroxisomal-like
Exons: 6
Coding region: 315-1043 (242 amino acids)
Biological process (GO): fatty acid alpha-oxidation
Molecular function (GO): phytanoyl-CoA dioxygenase activity
Source: RefSeq, a predicted model, not a curated record